Raphanus sativus (radish) is the source of this 1444-nucleotide messenger RNA. RefSeq names its product multiple organellar RNA editing factor 8, chloroplastic/mitochondrial-like. Lineage: Eukaryota; Viridiplantae; Streptophyta; Magnoliopsida; Brassicales; Brassicaceae. The transcript has 4 exons. Gene Ontology annotation, biological process: cytidine to uridine editing; mitochondrial mRNA modification. The coding region runs from base 102 to 1253 and encodes 383 amino acids. Gene Ontology annotation, cellular component: mitochondrion. The record is from RefSeq and is a predicted model, not a curated record.
UAAAUAUGUCUAAGGCCACAAAAUCAUGGGACACCAAUAUUGAUGCUCUUAAACCCUCGCAAAACCCUCUCCUUCUUCACAACUCUCCCUAAGGCUUUCCCAUGGCGACGCGUUCCAUUUCUCGCUCCAUUCCCAGGCUUCUGAAUCGAUCCUUCGCUUCGUCUGCUCCCCUCAGCCGAUCCCGUCCCCUCGCCGCAGCAGCAUUGUCCUCCGUCGUCCACCACCGCGGUGGUGGAUUCGUCUCUGCGAAAGGUCUUUCCUCGCAGGCGGCCACGGCAUCUUCUUCUCUGAACGAUCGGAACCCUAACUGGUCGUACAGGCCUCCCAAGGAGACGAUCUUGCUCGAUGGCUGCGAUUUCGAGCAUUGGCUCGUGGUUGUUGAUCCGCCUCAGGGUGAUCUUACCAGAGACGAGAUCAUUGACGGUUAUAUCAAAACCCUAGCUCAGAUUGUUGGCAGUGAAGAAGAAGCGAGGAUGAAGAUCUACUCUGUUUCGCAUCGGUGUUACUUUGCCUUCGGUGCACUUGUGUCUGAAGAUCUUUCUCACAAGCUGAAAGAGUUGCCAAAUGUGCGUUGGGUUCUUCCUGAUUCUUACCUUAAUGUGAGGAACAAAGACUAUGGAGGGGAACCCUUCAUUGAUGGGAGAGCUGUUCCUUAUGAUCCCAAGUACCACGAGGAAUGGUUAAGGAACAACGAUAAAGCAAAUGAUAAAAACAAGCGUGGUCCUAGAAAGUUUGAUAAAACCAGAAACUUUGUGAGGAGAGAGAACAUGGCUGGAGGCUCUUAUCCACCUCAGAAUUAUGGAGGACCACCAGCACAAUCCAACAUGGGAGGAGCACCACCGCAGAACAAUAUGGGAGGACAGAGGCCAUCAGCAAACUAUGGGGGAGCACCACCGCAGAACAACAUGGGAGGACAGAGGCCACCAGCAAACUAUGGAGGAGGAGCACCCCCACCAAAUUAUGGAGCACCACUACCGAACUAUGGAGGAGCACCACCUCAGAACAACAUGGGAGGACAGAGGCCACCAGCAAACUAUGGAGGAGGACCACCACCGAACUAUGGAGGAGCACCACCACCACAAACCCACAUCGGAGGAGCACCACCGCAGAACAACAUGGGAGGAGGUCCACCAAAUGAAGGAUGGCCAGGUAACAACAACUACCAGCAGCAGAGCGGUGGAAUGCAGCAGCCACAGUACCAGACCAACUAUCCACCUAACCGUGAUGGCGGCGGGAACCAGUACCAGAGUUAGAAUAGUUGAACCAGUAGUGGGUUUUUCUUUUUAAUCAUGCAUUCUGGACGAUGUAUAGGUAAUCUAAGGAAGGAAGAGAGAAUGCAUUAGCAAGACUUAAUAACUCCUUUGUUUUCACUCUUUAUCAGCCUGGUAUCGUUUGUGGCCGUGGUUCUGGCGUUUUUUAGUUUAUGUAGUUAUCAAGUGAUUCA